Charadrius vociferus (killdeer) is the source of this 2042-nucleotide messenger RNA. RefSeq names its product ectonucleoside triphosphate diphosphohydrolase 4 (gene ENTPD4). Gene Ontology annotation, molecular function: nucleoside diphosphate phosphatase activity. The transcript is spliced from 12 exons. Gene Ontology annotation, biological process: nucleoside diphosphate catabolic process. Bases 1 to 1851 code for a protein of 616 amino acids. Gene Ontology annotation, cellular component: membrane. Lineage: Eukaryota; Metazoa; Chordata; Aves; Charadriiformes; Charadriidae. The record is from RefSeq and is a predicted model, not a curated record.
AUGGGGAGGAUCAGCAUCUCAUGUUUGCUUCCUGCUUCUUGGCACUUCAGCAUCUCCCCAGUGGGAUGUCCACGUAUUCUCAACACCACUUUGCGACAGAUUGUUGUGAUAGGAAUACUCGCUGCUGCUGUCUCUUUGCUUUACUACUCUCUGGUAGUCAUCCGCAAUAAGUAUGGGCGUGCGUACAGGGACAAAAGAUUCCACAGAUAUCUUGCCCGAGUCACUGACACUGAAGCUACAGAUACAAACAACCCCAAUCUGAACUAUGGAAUCGUUGUGGACUGUGGCAGCAGCGGCUCUAGGAUUUUUGUGUAUUGUUGGCCAAGGCACAAUGGUAAUCCACAUGAUCUGUUGGACAUCAAACAGAUGAGGGACAAAAACAGAAAACCAGUGGUUAUGAAAAUUAAACCAGGCAUUUCGGAGUUUGCCAGCUCUCCUGAAAAGGUCAGUGAUUAUAUUUCUCCGCUUCUGAGCUUUGCUGCCGAACACGUGCCACGUGCAAAACACAAAGAGACUCCUCUUUAUAUUCUGUGUACUGCGGGAAUGAGGAUUCUGCCAGAAAGCCAGCAGAAGGCAAUACUUGAAGAUCUGCUCACCGAUAUUCCUGUGCAUUUUGAUUUUCUGUUUUCGGACUCGCAUGCAGAGGUUAUUUCAGGGAAACAGGAAGGAGUAUAUGCAUGGAUUGGCAUCAACUUUGUCCUUGGAAGAUUUGAACAUACAGAUGAUGAGGAUGAAGCGAUUGUGGAGGUGCAUGUCCCAGGCAGUGAAAACAAAGAGGCCAUCUUCCGUAAGAGGACAGUGGGUAUUCUUGACAUGGGCGGAGUGUCGACUCAGAUAGCGUACGAAGUCCCUAAAACUGUAAGCUUUGCCUCUUCGCAGCAGGAGGAAGUAGCCAAAAACUUACUUGCAGAAUUCAACUUGGGUUGUGAUGCUCAUCAAACUGAGCAUGUGUAUAGAGUCUACGUUGCAACGUUCCUUGGCUUUGGAGGAAAUGCAGCACGCCAGAGAUAUGAAGAAAGUCUGUUUACCAGUACAGCGCUUAAAAACAGACUGCUGGGCAAACAGACUGGCAUGACUUCUGAUUCGCCCUACCUGGAUCCUUGCCUGCCCCUGGAUGCUCAGGAUGAGAUCCAGCAGAACGGACAGAUAAUGUAUUUGCGGGGAACAGGAGACUUUAAUCUGUGUCGUGAAAUUAUUCAACCGUUCAUGAAUAAGACUAAUGAAACGCAGACGUCUCUUAAUGGUGUCUAUCAGCCCGCUGUGCACUUUCAGAACAGUGAAUUCUAUGGCUUCUCAGAGUUCUACUACUGCACCGAGGAUGUGUUACGCAUGGGAGGAGAUUACAACGCUGCUAAAUUUACUAAAGCUGCAAAGGAUUAUUGUGCCACUAAGUGGUCUGUCCUACGGGAACGUUUUGACCGUGGUCUUUAUGCAUCACAUGCUGAUCUCCACAGAUUGAAGUACCAGUGUUUUAAGUCUGCCUGGAUGUAUGAAGUAUUUCACAGUGGCUUCUCUUUUCCUGUGAGUUACAGCAAUUUGAAAACAGCUCUGCAGGUUUAUGAUAAAGAGGUGCAAUGGACCUUGGGAGCCAUUCUUUACCGAACACGGUUUUUACCUUUAAGAGACAUCCAGCAAGAAAACUUCCGUGGAAGUCACUCCCACUGGAGGAGCUUCUCCUUUGUUUACAAUCACUAUUUGUUUUUUGUCUGUUUUCUGAUUGUGCUGCUCUCCAUCCUGCUUUACCUGCUGAGGCUCCGACGGAUCCACAGGCGAAUGUUGCGUAACAGCUCAUCUACUUCCCUAUGGAUGGAGGAAGGCCUCCCACCACAGAAGAUCACAGGACCUUUAUGAGAUGCUGUGAUGGAGAGCUUUUAUUGGACUUGCUAUUCAAAAAGCCAUUUUUGCCUCAGGGUUCCUCCUUUUUGUCCCUUUAAACCAUUGAAGAAGCAGAUUGCCUAGAGCGUGUAAUACAGCUAGGCUUUGGAAACAUGGGAAAAUGGGGUCAACUUGGCUUAGUCUCGUUAGACAAGAUCUGCCAAAAA